Messenger RNA from Salarias fasciatus (jewelled blenny), 2027 nucleotides. It is a transcript of the gene nudcd1, whose product is annotated as NudC domain containing 1. Lineage: Eukaryota; Metazoa; Chordata; Actinopteri; Blenniiformes; Blenniidae. Bases 76 to 1833 code for a protein of 585 amino acids. The transcript is spliced from 10 exons. The record is from RefSeq and is a predicted model, not a curated record.
AGGAAACGCGUGUUCUCCUUCACAUCAUCAUUUACCUGUCAGUAACCUGGAGGUGUUCUGAUCAAAAACAGAGGCAUGGCGGCUUCUAAUUACUCUUUAAAGGUCAACAGAGACCUGCUGGACCCCAGCUUUGAGAGUUACCGGUUGUCUCUGGACGCCAUACCCACGUAUAACGUGGAGCUGGACGCUGCUGUGGAGGAGGUGAAAUUAAAGGAUACUCAGUACACCCUGGAGCACAUGCGUGCUUUCGGCAUGUACAACUACCUGCACUUGGACCCCUGGUAUGAAGACAGUGUUUUAUUUGUGGACUGCAAAGGGCGUGUUCUCAGUCUCACUGUCACUUUGGACACGGCUCUGGGGAAGCCGAGAGAGGUUUUCCGGAUAAACACGGAGUCCGCCCGGUGUGAGGACCGCCUGUGCGCCUCCCUCAGCCUCACCUCUGCGACCUGGGCCGCCCUGUCCGAUGGCAGCGGGAGACUGUACCUGCUGCGCACCGGCAAGCGGGGAGACAGCUCUUUUGCAAAGUGGGAACCUCUGUUCACUGAAGACAUGGAGGAACCGUUCACCAUCCUCCACAGCGCCUCGCAUGUCGAGGCCGGCGUUCACACCAUGGAGGUUCUGCUGCUCCGCGUCCAGAAAGACCCCCAGGAGAGCAAAGGCAGCGGAUACUCCGUGUCUCUGGAGUGGAUCACCGUCUCCAACACUGCAGGACAAGGUCAGGAGAAGAAGUAUGAGGUGAGGAAGAGGAGGGUCCUCAGGGGGAAGACGGUGCCUCACUACGCAGCAGUGGAGCCUCAUGGGAAGGGGCUGAUGGUGGCCUCGGAGAGACCCUUUGUCUUCACGCAUGUGGACGGCUGUCCCGUGGAGCAGCCAGGCCCGGAGCCCAUGGAGGUGGAGAAAGCAGACCCCAUUUACUUUUGGCAGCAGACGGGGGAGGACGUCACGGUGUGCGUGCGCAUGCCCGAAGGCAUCACCAAAGAGGAGGUGCAGUUCAAGCUGACCCCCGACAACGUGAGCAUCGGUGUUCGAGGCUUCGCCGCCCUGCUGCAAGGCCAGCUGUAUGCGGCCGUAGAUCCCGAGGCCAGCGCCUGGAUCAUCAAAAACGACAAGAGCCUGGAGGUGACCCUUCAGAAGCGAACCGAGGGACCCAUGUGGCCGGAGCUGGUGAUGGGCGACAGGAGAGGGGAGUACGUGAUGAGCGAGGAGCAGGCCGCCCUCAUCCACGAGAGACUGACCCACCUGACCUCCGAGGACCUGAAUGGAAACCCAGACAGGGACAAGCCCCCUUGUAACUCCCAGGAGCUGGAGGACUGCGAUGGCUUUCCAGAGGACAGCUCCAGCCUCACACACUUUGAUGAAGAAUCACUCAAGCCCACUCAAGUGGUGAAUCUGGGCAGCCAUCAGUACCUGUUCACAGUCGACGUCGACCCCUCUGCGAUGCCUUGCCUCUGCCUCCGACAUGAUGUGGACGCUCUGGUGUGGCAGCCUCGUCCUGACCAACCUGGCAACAUGUGGGAGCACGUUGCCACAUUUAAUGCUUUGGGUUACGUCCAGGCGUCCAAGCGAGAUAAGAAGUUCGCCACGUGCGCCCCCAACUUCUCCUACGCCUCGCUGUGCGAAUGUCUCCGGCGGGCCUUCAUCUACCGGCAGCCGGCGCCGGUGGAGACCGUCCUCUUCAACAGGAAGCAGGGCCGUCAGGUCGGACAGGUUGCCAAGCAACAGGUGGCGAGCCUGGACUCCGACAAACCCAUCCUGGGCUUCAGGGCGACCAAUGAGAGACUGUACAUUCUGACCUCUGCUAAUCUCUUUGUCCUAAAGGUCAAUAAUAAUUAGAUCUGGGACUCUGUUAGUUUUUACAUUUUCAUCUCAUUGCCCUGGAGGAGUUCGACCAUUCCAAACUGAACGCUUCUUAUCUGAUGUGAAAACUGAACCCUUCUUGUUUUUCACUUGUAGUCUAAUGUGAACACGUGUAUGAUCCAGAAAGGUGAAACUGUAUUCCCGAAGACAUGUAAUGAAAAUAAACCAUU